Messenger RNA from Ruditapes philippinarum (Manila clam), 2114 nucleotides. Its product is annotated as thiamin pyrophosphokinase 1-like. Lineage: Eukaryota; Metazoa; Mollusca; Bivalvia; Venerida; Veneridae. Gene Ontology annotation, molecular function: ATP binding; thiamine binding; thiamine diphosphokinase activity. Bases 48 to 929 code for a protein of 293 amino acids. The record is from RefSeq and is a predicted model, not a curated record. The transcript is spliced from 8 exons. Gene Ontology annotation, biological process: thiamine metabolic process; thiamine diphosphate biosynthetic process.
GUUUUAGACUAUAUCCUAGUUUUAUAAAUGUGAGUUGUUCCCCUUAGAUGAAAUCACUCCAUUUGUUCAGUUUUUUUUCUUAUCUCGAGCAUGGUCACGGAGUCCAGCGAAGAAUCUGUGGACCCUCCUUGUUAAUACAAAUCAUGGAAACCUUGGAAUGGGAACUUCUACAUAUCUUAAAAUCAGACAAUUGCUCAAAGUUUGCCUUGCUUAUUUUGAAUCAGCCCCUUGAACCAGAACUUGAAAUUUUCCAUAAACUGUGGUCUAAAGCUGUAUAUAAGGCAUGUGUAGAUGGAGGGACCAAUGAGCUGUAUGAUACACUGGGAGAACAAAGAGGGGAACAUGUGCCAGAUAUCAUCACUGGUGACUUUGAUUCUGCCAGGGCAGAUGUCUUACAGUUUUAUAAAGAUAAGGGUGUGGAGAUAAUAAACACACCAGAUCAGGAUGAUACAGACUUCACAAAAUGUUUAAAACUUAUAUUAGAACGGAGGAAGAUGCACCAGAUUGAGUGUGUCAUUGCACUAAGUGCAUUUGGAGGUAGACUGGAUCAGCAAUUUGCCAAUAUUAACACAUUAUUUACAGCCAGUCAACUUGCUGGAAGUGUACCAGUCUAUCUUUUGAGCAGCCAAUCUAUGACCUGCUUACUUCAAAAGGGAUGCCACAGAUUGAAGGUGAAUUCUGGGUAUGAAGGUGAUAGUUGUGGUUUGGUACCAAUAGCUGGUAAAUGUAACUGUAUAUCAACUACAGGACUCAAGUGGAAUCUAGACAAACAGGCGAUGAGUUUUGGGGAAUUAAUCAGCACAUCAAAUACAUGGAAUGGAGACAGUGAUGUAACGGUUGAAACAGACAAUUCUUUGCUGUGGAUGAUGAAUGUAAAGCUUCAAAAAGAUGAGUGCAUGCCGUUAUCAGAAUAUAAUAACUGGUCAUAAUUGAAUUGUUUUGAUAUGCAUGUAUCUGUUAUGAAUAUAAAGAAGCUCCACUGUGAUUCAAAGGCUUAAAAUAUACAAAAUUUGAAAUUCACAUGCAAAAGGUAUCAAAGAGAUUAUUCAUGACUAAAUUGAAAAUAAAUUUUAGCGCGAUUUAAAGCCAGAUUCGAGUUAAAAGUGUUUAAAACACUUCAUUUUGGGGUCAUUUUGAAAAAAGCAAAUAAAAUUUGAAAUUAUCAUUCAGGGAAAACUUAGUGAGCAAAUGAUCAUAAAUUUUUCACACAAACAUCAAAUGAUACACCUAUCUCAAAAAGAUAUUUCCAGUCCUGUUUUGUCAAAAAACAGUGGUGGAGCCUCUUUAAGAAUUUAUAUAAGAAAGUGCUAAACUAGAUCAGCGAACAGUAUAGAGUCUGGUCAGACUGCAUUAAUUUUCAAAUUUGGCUAGCAGUAUACAAAGUCUGUCGUUGUCCUAGGGAAGCAUUCUGAAAGUUGAUAGUACAGUCGUUACACCGUGAAAUAGUGGUGUGCUGCAAGGUUAUGUAUUUUUACUUUUAGUUAGCUGAUUUAAAGUGACAUUAUGCCAAUCUUCAAGUAAAUGGUGAGUGUUCAAUUAAAAUCAAUUUUAAGAUAACUACAUUUUGUCACAUUUGUUUUCAAUUUUAUAAUAAAAGUCACCUUUGUCCCAAAACUCCCGUGACCCACAUAAUAUCUUUAAAUAUCCUUCGGAAAGUAUAAGUAUUAUUCAAUUUAUAACUGUCCUUAUAUAUUUUAGACAGUUUUAGUAUGUUUUCCUAAAAUUUUAGUAUGUUUUCCUAAGCAAUUGUGGUUAUCAAUUAUUGUUCAAUCACCAUUGAAAUAAUCUUUUGAAAAAUGCAACUAAUUUAUCUCAGCUUGACAGUAAACAAGAAAUGAACAUAAUGUCACUUUAAUAGUCUAGAUUUAUUUCAGUUUUAAGCUCACUUUUCACUUUUAAGCCAAACACUAAAAAUGUGCAAACACAAGUGAAAAACACUUAUUUAUUAAAAUUAUUAGAUUUAAAGACAGGUAUAAUUUUUCUCACAUCUAGUACUUUGUAUGUUUUGUGACAGAUACCUGAAAUCACUUUAUUACUUCCCCUUAACUUUUGUAUUAAGGGCUAUUAUUAUCUAUUUUUGUAUAAGCAGAAGAAUUAAACAGAUAACUUAUUCA